UCCUCCUUCUUCGAGCUAAAACCCUUUAAACCCCUAAUUUCCUCUAUCUCUAUAUCAUUCGGUUCAAAAUUCGAAUUCAAAUUGCCGUUUGAGUUUUCGUAGACGCCGAUUCGGCUCGUGGGGUUUCGCAUACGGGAGGGAUUAAGAUUGGAUUUUGGAUCUUCAAUUUCUCGUGUUUAUUUUGAAUUUGUGUUUAUCUGGGGUUUCGUUGAUAAUCAAUCGUGAGCUUGUGGGGAAAAAGUUUCUGGGUUUCUUCAGACACUGAGAAAUUCGAAAUUCGAAUUCUUCUUUAGAAUGGGAGAAGGAGUCGAAUUCCCGCCAAAAAAAGAGGUUCCAGAUUCAGAAGAGUCUGAUAUUCCGACGAAGAAGUCGGCGAGGCAACUCGACUUCACUGGUGGCUCCGGCUCCGAUGUGGAGCCUUCACAGUCUAAUAAAACCUCAGCUGCAUCAAUCUCUUCAACAGCGACGGUGGUUACUCCGAUUCCACUGUCAGAAUCUCACGCCCAAAUCAGGCUUCCGAAAACCGAAUCUCCGAAAUCUAAGCCGAGGCCUGUAGAUGGAACCCCUCAGAAGAAAAAACACUGCAACUGUAAACACUCACGGUGCUUGAAGCUGUAUUGUGAAUGCUUUGCUUCCGGCGCCUACUGUGAUGGUUGCAACUGUAUCAAUUGUUUCAACAACGUUGAAAGCGAACCCGCGAGACGAGAAGCAGUUGAAUCAACUCUGGAACGGAAUCCAAAUGCGUUCAGGCCUAAAAUCGCUAGCAGUGACGCACGAGAUAACAGGGAGGAGGUUGGUGGAGUUGUGAUGUUAGGGAAACACCACAAAGGCUGUCACUGCAAGAAAUCGGGAUGUCUUAAAAAGUAUUGCGAGUGCUUUCAGGCAAACAUUCUUUGUUCUGACAACUGUAAAUGCUUGGGUUGCAAAAACUUUGAAGGAAGUGAAGACAGGCUAGCUCUCUUUCACGGUGAACAUUCCCACAACGUGGCUUAUCUCCAACACGCAAAUGCUGCCAUAACUGGAGCUAUAGGUUCCUCUGGCUUUGCAUCUUCUCCAGCUCCCAAGAGAAAGAAAGAUCAGGACUUUUUUUUCACCCAACCAACCAAAGAUUCAUCUAAUCAUAGGCUUGGCCAGGCAAAUAGUGUAAGAAUGACAUCUUCGAAACCUGUUUCUCGUCGUGGAGGCAAUGCGUCGUUAGGCCCAUCCAAAGUUUUAUAUAGGUCUCUCUUGGCAGACAUAAUUCAACCACAAGAUGUGAAAGCACUUUGUUCUGUUCUGGUUUCUGUAGCUGGUGAAGUAGCAGAAAAGCGGUUGGAAGAUAAGACAGAAACUUCCUUGGCUUCUUCUGCAAAAGACAAUAAUAAAGGUACCGAGGCCGAGAGAGAGGCUAGCGGAAAUCAAGCUGAUAAAUCUGGUGCUGAGGAAUCCAAUUCAGAUGGCUCUAAAAGCAGAGACCUGUCUCCAGAAACUUUGGCAUUGAUGUGUGAUGAACAAGACACUAUGUUAAUGGUUGCAGCAUCACCUAAAUGUUUGGUGGAGUCCUCCUCGCAGCUACCAAACGGGCAAGACCAGGUUUAUUCAGAGCAGGAGAAAGUAGUAUUAACCAAGUUCCGUGACUGCCUUAACCGAAUAAUCUCCUACGGAGAAUUUAAAGAAUCAAACUGUUCUUUGUCAAGAAUGGAUCUUGACUCACCUGUACAAACCGCUGUGAAAAUCGAGCCAGUGGUUCAAGAAGGAGCAGUCGCGAAUGGAGUUUCACAAACCACGAAACAACAACCUUCUCAGCUAACCUCCUCACACGCUCAAAUUCAACAACCUCAAGCUCUCUCUGAGAAGAAAGACCAAUGAGUCAUUAAUAUUUACUCCUAACUUUACAGAGAGCAAGCAACAAUGCAGCUGAAUCUGCGUCGCCAUACUUGAUUGAUUUAUGAGGUAACGCCACCAACUUUGGCAGGUGAUUACAGAGUAUUAUCAUACAACAACUAUUCACAAAGAUUGUAUUAUUAGGCUUUCUUCUUUCUUCCAUUCACAUUCUUCCUUUUGAUUCAUUAUUGUUUGUUUACGAAUUGUUAUCAUUAUUUGUGUACAUUGCCACAUAGUCCACU
Messenger RNA from Eutrema salsugineum, 2105 nucleotides. Its product is annotated as protein tesmin/TSO1-like CXC 6. Gene Ontology annotation, biological process: regulation of DNA-templated transcription. The coding region runs from base 295 to 1848 and encodes 517 amino acids. The transcript has 7 exons. Gene Ontology annotation, cellular component: nucleus. The record is from RefSeq and is a predicted model, not a curated record. Lineage: Eukaryota; Viridiplantae; Streptophyta; Magnoliopsida; Brassicales; Brassicaceae.